GUCGAUAUGCCUUGGCCAGCCGCGGCGCGCGCCCGCACUCGAGCAGCAGCAGCAGCAGCAGCAGCAGCGCGCGCGCAUCUCAGGAGAGACGAUAGGGCAUCUGCAGGAGUCUGAGCGAACCUGGAAUGACGCCAUGAGCUGGUAUUAUGUAUGAUAGAGAUGAUGUUUUGGUAGGAUCCGCCACCGAAGGCUGCUGUGGGCAUCGCGCGAGGAACCUGACCACGACCAUGAAGCUGCUGCUUGUGGUGACACUUUUAUGUCGCGAGGCGUUGUGCGGCUCUCCGAGCGUCCAGAUCGGUGGUUUAUUCCCCAGGGGGGCAGACCAGGAGUAUAGUGCAUUCAGAGUUGGCAUGGUUCAGUUUGGGAUGGCAGAUUUCAGACUGACUCCACACAUAGAUAACCUGGAGGUCGCCAACAGCUUUGCUGUCACUAACUGCUUUUGCUCCCAGUUUUCUCGAGGUGUCUACGCCAUUUUCGGCUUCUAUGACAAGAAGUCGGUUAACACCAUCACAUCCUUCUGUGAGACACUUCAUGUCUCCUUCAUCACGCCUUCUUUCCCAGCAGAAGGAAUGAAUCAGUUUGUUCUGCAGAUGAGGCCAGAUAUCAAGGGGCCACUAGUUUCAUUAGUGGAGUACUACAAAUGGGAAAAGUUUGCCUAUCUAUACGACAGUGACAGAGGUCUUUCUACGCUUCAGGUAAUACUAGACACUGCAGCAGAGAAAAAAUGGGUUGUCACAGCAAUAAAUGUUGGCAACCUGAAAGAUGAGAGCAAGGACGAAGCCUACCGCUCCCUGUUUCAGGAUCUGGAGAUCCGUAAGGAGCGACGCAUUAUCUUGGAUUGUGAACAAGACAAAGUGAAAGACAUAAUGGAACAGGUGAUCACUAUAGGCAGGCAUGUGAAGGGAUACCACUAUAUCAUCGCUAACCUGGGCUUUGUAGAUGGGGACCUCUCUAAAAUCCAGUAUGGAGGUGCAAAUGUGUCUGGCUUUCAGAUAGUCGAUUUUGAUGAUCCAGUGGUGGCCAAGUUUGACCAACGAUGGGAGGCUCUGGAAGAGAAGGAGUAUCCUGGAGCUGAUACACGGAUCAGAUAUACCUCAGCCCUCACCUUUGAUGCUGUUCAUGUGAUGACCGAGGCGUUCCGCUUCCUUCACAAGCAGAGAAUUGACAUGAGUCGUCGUGGCAACAGUGGGGACUGCCUAGCCAAUCCAGCAGUGCCCUGGGCCCAGGGGGUGGAGAUUGAACGUGCCCUCAAACAGGUGCGUGUAGAUGGCUUAACGGGUAACAUUCAGUUUGACCAGUAUGGGAAGAGAAUUAACUACUCAGUGACAGUCAUGGAACUGAAGAACAAUGGGCCUGUAAAGAUUGGGUAUUGGAAUGAGGUGGAUAAGAUGGUGGUGACAAAGACAGACCUAUACCCUAAUGACACCAUGGGAAUGGAAAACAAGACAGUCGUCGUUACAACCAUACUGGAAGCGCCCUAUGUGAUGCUGAAGAAGAAUGCUGAGCUGUUUCAAGACAAUGAUCGCUAUGAAGGUUACUGUGUUGACCUGGCUGCUGAGAUUGCAAAGCACUGUGGUAUACGCUACCAGCUAAGGAUUGUGGGAGAUGGCAAAUAUGGAGCAAGAGAUGCAGAAACCAAGAUCUGGAACGGUAUGGUUGGAGAGCUGGUGUAUGGGAAAGCAGAUAUAGCAGUUGCUCCACUGACGAUCACUCUUGUUCGUGAAGAGGUGAUAGAUUUCUCCAAACCCUUCAUGUCUUUGGGAAUCUCCAUCAUGAUCAAAAAGCCACAGAAAUCCAAACCAGGGGUCUUUUCCUUUCUGGACCCACUGGCCUAUGAAAUCUGGAUGUGCAUUGUCUUUGCCUAUAUAGGAGUUAGCGUUGUACUCUUUCUGGUAUCAAGAUUCAGUCCCUAUGAAUGGACGCUAGAGGAGCCAGAAGAUGGAGCUCUCCCGCUGACAACUGAAUCCACCAAUGAGUUUGGGAUCUUUAACUCCCUGUGGUUCUCUUUGGGUGCUUUCAUGCGGCAGGGUUGUGAUAUCUCACCAAGGUCUUUGUCAGGUCGUAUAGUGGGGGGGGUGUGGUGGUUUUUCACUCUGAUCAUCAUCUCAUCCUACACUGCCAAUCUGGCUGCCUUCCUGACAGUGGAGAGGAUGGUUUCUCCCAUUGAAAGUGCUGAAGACCUGGCUAAACAGACUGAGAUAGCAUAUGGAACUCUGGACUCUGGAUCCACCAAGGAGUUCUUCAGACGCUCUAAAAUUGCCUUGUUUGACAAGAUGUGGCAAUACAUGAAAUCAGCAGAACCCUCUGUGUUCGUCAAAAAAACAUCAGAAGGUGUCCUGCGUGUCAGGAAGUCGAAAGGGAAGUACGCCUACCUGCUUGAGUCCACCAUGAACGAGUAUAUUGAGCAGCGGAAACCCUGUGACACCAUGAAAGUGGGAGGAAACCUGGACUCCAAAGGCUAUGGCAUUGCUACACCCAAAGGAUCCCCAUUAAGAGUGCCAGUAAACCUUGCCGUAUUGAAACUGAAUGAGCAAGGGACCCUAGACAAGAUGAAAAACAAGUGGUGGUACGAUAAAGGAGAGUGUGGCUUCAAGGAUUCCACCAAUAAGGAGAAGACCAGCGCUCUGUCUCUCAGUAAUGUAGCGGGAGUCUUCUACAUCUUGGUUGGAGGUCUGGGUCUGGCCAUGAUGGUUGCACUGGUAGAGUUCUGCUACAAGAGCCGUGCUGAGGCCAAAAAAAUGAAGAUGAAAUUCACAGAUGCGAUGCGCUCCAAAGCUCGUCUAUCCAUCACAGGAUCAACAAGUGAGAAUGGUCGUGUCCCGGUGGCUUACCUCCGUCCAGGAUUACCCAUGAGCCUCAGCAUGACUGAUCUCUCCUGACCAUGUCUGAGCCAGUGCCUUACAGCCAAUGGACACACAUCAUCCCUUCCCCUCAGAAAGUGAAUGGAAAUGCGUGUCAACUCCUGUGGUGACCAAACACCAUGGGUGAUUCUCCCUGAUUUUCAAUAUGGAGUUUAGCCAAUUAUAUCUUUCUGAGGACCCCUGAUCACACUCUUUAUCAUCUAGCCUAGCUUUCUAGGCUAGGGGUUGUCCUCUCACGACUUGGCUUUCAGGCUUUAGCAAAGACCUGCCCACCCACAAACUGAAUCACUCACCAUCAGUGAGAAAGAUGGCUGGUCAUGGAAGAAUUCAUUCAAAACAAUCAAGCACAGUGGACAGUUUUCUAAACAAACACACCGUAUUGUUUUUGAGAUUUUUGUCAUGGAGGCUUCUCUUGUAUAGAAAAUAAGGACAAACUUAAUGGCAGACUUAAUGCAAUAACAACAUUAAUCAGGGAUGUGAUCGGGAAUUGCAGAUAUAAAUGCAGAAUCUUGGUUGACAUAAGUGCAAGCGGUAUUAGUGGAAACAGAAGUCUGGAAAUAUCACAUUUGUGAAAUAAUAAAAAACAGUAGUUAUUGUGUGAUAGCAGAUAAUGAUAAAUUAUGUUAUUGCUCCUAAUUGUUUUCCUUAUAUCUGCCUGAAAAUCCCUAAUUAGUAGAGACGUUAACCUAAGUGAUGCAUGGACUUACACACACACACACACACACACACACACACACACACACACACACACACACACACACAAAACAAUCACAGUCACCAUUAUAAGAAACACAUGCACCCAACACAGGGAUGGGCAAAAACAAGCAAAAAUGUAUGUUGAUACAGAAUAAUAACACUUUAUUGUGUGCCCCCCUGUGGAUAUCUGACAUCUGACUUUGGUCAACUAUUCUGACAUCUAGUGGUAGCAUAAAAAAUAAAAGACUAGUUUAAAAGUCAUCAUAUCAUUACAGUGUUAUAUGCAUGACAGCAUUCAAUGCAAACAUGCAUUGAAUGCUGUGAUCCUACCCUGUCACUGAAGUUACGUAGUGCAGAAACAAGAAACUGUACCAUCACAAUGAUUUUAAAGCUUUUAUUUUAAUGUAAAUAAGUUACACAAUGCUGCUUUAAUGAACUUCGCUACACUGCUCAUAGAUAAACUAAAUGAUUGAACGACAGCCAAAAAUACAGAAACUGCACAAAUAUGUGGUUAUUUGAUAGCAUUGUUAGCAUUUGGUUCUUAGUGUUUCUUAGUAUUUUUACUUGGCUUACAACUUACAGUAUCCUAUUAACAUGUUUUGUAGUGUCUUAAGUGUUUCUGUAUAUGCUUUUUACUCACUACUUUACGAUAUCCUCUUAUUUAUGGGGAGCUUAACAAUCAAAAUUAUUAUUUAAGCUGUGCACGCAUCUCUUCUACAGAUUGUCAGAUAUUGUAUAGGAAAAGUGCAGCCAUCGUAUGAAGUCAGCUACAUUAUUUUUUCUUGUCCAAUCCUUGUCAGCAUUAGAGUUAUCACAUUACUUUAAUGAGAUAUUACCUUGCAGAGGGUCAACCCCAGAGGACAAAUACUGGACAUACUGUAGAUUUAAUGUCACACACAGUAGUGUUUGUGAGUAACAAACCAACUGGGGGUUCCAUCCUGGUGACUCCCAGCCAUGGGUCACGCUCGUGACAAGGGAUGUCUCCCUUGUCAGUGAAAAAAAAGGAGCGUGACCCAUCGUGGGUUGGCAGAAACAUGCAGUAUUGCAAGUUGUCACAGGCCAGGUCAGUCUUGACUCAUGUCAACACUGAUGGUGAUUUGGGCAAAACAGAACUUGAUAUGACCUUCAAAUGGAAAUUUGCUGCUGGCAACCGAAAUUGAUAUUUACAGUCAACUGAGUCUGUGUUCAGAUCAAAUGCUAAAUAAUACUGCAUUUGUCUGAAACAAAUACAACAAGUACCAGAACACAACAGGUCCCAGCAGCGUACCUGGCCUCAGGUCGGUCUUAGACCAUUUUGCUGUGUAAGGGGACAUACUCAAACCAAGAAGUUUGGUUAUUUUGAAAUCUAAUUUUAUAGGAAAUUUCUCUUUCUCUGUUAGUCUGCCUGUUAAAGUUCAGACUUCCCAAGAGCUAAAGUAGCUUGAAUUUCAGUUCACACAGAUUAAAAAGAAGAAGUACAUGGUAAUAGUUGGCAAUGCUGAAUUUCUAAGUUGACAGUCAUAAUGAACACAUUGUCAAUGUUAAUUUCUUCAGUUUUUUUUUAAAUGAGAUGCUCCAAGCUAUUUUUUUCAAUAGUCAGUAUUUCAAUAGUGGUCUUCUCCUUUGUUAUAGAAUUCAAGAGAUAAAAGGCGAUAUAACUCAAUAUAUUCUUUUCCAAUUUGUUGCCAAUGUGGCUGGUGAUGGCUGUUUUUUUUAGACCACUCAGGCACAGUUGCAUAAACAUGAGAUUUUUCUGUUGGAAUCUGUACAGAUUGGCUCAUAAAACUCCACAGUAUCGCAGCUAUCUGUGACUACUGACUAAAUACUACUAAGUACUUGUGCUACUACUACACUGGCAGGAGUUAACAACAUGAGCAUCCUUACUGAAAAGGUUUCUUUUGCAUGCAAGACCAGGGCUGGUAUGAAAAUGUGUUCUCAUGGUAGGUUGAGGUGUUACAUAACUAGAAUUUGAAUUAGAAUUUUCACAAAAUGCUGAAUUUAAAUGAUUUUACCCAGACAUCAUGAAGCCUCCACUUCCCCCUUAGGGUUAGGGUUAGCUAUUGAUGCAGCAUACCAGUACAGCAUAGACUUUCACAAAGGUCUAAUAUUGUUGGCUUGUUAAGUUUCAUUUCAUACUUUGAAAAGAACUGUCAACACUUAUAAAGAACACUUUCUUCAAGGGCUAAUGUGGUAGUGACUUACAUUAUAGUGAUACAUAUGAGAAAUUCUGCCCAUCCCUGUCAGCACACCAAAUACAGCAACAUAUAUACUUAUACAUCCCAAAUCACAAAAACAGUGUAUCACAGUCAUAGAUAAUGAUAGGUGAACCACACCUCUACCAUACAUGUGCACACACACAUACACAUAGUACUGUCUUACGAGUUCUGAAGCCAACUGGAUGAUGUGCCAAACAUACUGAGAACCAAUCAGAGCUCUCCAUGCUCAGCCAAUGGCAGCUGCUGAUACUGAAAACUGAGCCAAUAGGAGCUCUCACUGCUGUGAGGUGGAAACAAAACUGUGAACAAAAAAAACCUUCUUAAAUAAAAAUAGAUAGUGAUGAAGAUGAGAAGAAUGAAGACGAGGAGGACGCAGAGAGGACGCAGAGAGCACGAGGAGAACGUUUGCAUGUCACUUUCAGUUUUUUGUUUUUUGUUUUUUUCCAGAUAAACUUGUCAGCCUGAAACUUUGCACCUGGCUGCAUUUUAGUGAUUAAUAACAAUAGUAUUAAGAAUAAUAUCAACAGUAUUAAUUGCCGUAUUAAUGUGGUUCUUGUUAUGUAUAGUGUAUGCUUUUAAGAACUCAAGUCUGCUUUUUUCUUUCACCAAGAAGCUGUUAUUUGUGCUGCUAGUUAGAAGCUAGCUGGUUAGUGAAAAGCUUCUCCCACAACUUAAUAAACGCCCAAGGUGUGAUACAGGCCAGGUAAAGUCAAGCUGAAAAUGAAAAGGUAUCUGCUUCCAUUUAUCCUCAUGAACUCAUACUUGCAAUGACCACAUGUUGUAAUUAUCAUGAGAUUUUCAUGUUGUUAUAAUCAAGUUAUAAUGAGUUACCAUGGAUGGCUCCCAAACAUGGCAGCCACUAAGAGAAAUGUGGGAAAUUAUCAUUCUUCACUUGUGACAUGACUUCAUUUUCUAUUAAACUUGAAAAUUUUCACCAAAACCUUGCAAUUUGCUUUUCAACUGAGGAAAGUACCGUAAGUAUUGGAUAAACUGAUUGAAAAAAAAAAAAAAUCAGUGGGUUAUUUAUAUCAUACUACAGUUUGAUUGAUUGUUUCACUGCAAUAUGACCAUUUUCAGGAUGUUUUAAAACAUUUCUGCCUUCAAAGUGUUACCCUUAAAAAAACACAGAGACACUAAACACUCUGAGUGGACUGUACUCAGAUGAAAAACAACUGGAUUUGAAAUUUGCUCAUUUUGCUUAAAACUUGUGAUGCCUUGAGUCAGAGCCAGAAUCCCUUUGGACAUGUGCUGUUAAAUUAGUGGUGUCACUGACCAGAGACUGGAGUUCACAUACUUUUGAAGACAGAACAACUGAAGUGUCUGUUAAUCAUCCAUGUAUCAUUCAUUCAUUCAUUCAUUCAUUCAGUUAUUUAAUUUGAUCUGGCAAAUGAAAAAAUGUGAAAGUGUUGUUUAUUCAUUGACUCCUAUAUCCACCAU
Acanthopagrus latus (yellowfin seabream) is the source of this 7189-nucleotide messenger RNA. Its product is annotated as glutamate receptor 2-like. The record is from RefSeq and is a predicted model, not a curated record. Gene Ontology annotation, molecular function: transmitter-gated monoatomic ion channel activity involved in regulation of postsynaptic membrane potential; AMPA glutamate receptor activity. Gene Ontology annotation, biological process: monoatomic ion transport; modulation of chemical synaptic transmission; synaptic transmission, glutamatergic. The coding region runs from base 147 to 2879 and encodes 910 amino acids. Gene Ontology annotation, cellular component: plasma membrane; postsynaptic membrane; dendritic spine. NCBI's taxonomy places the organism in Eukaryota, Metazoa, Chordata, Actinopteri, Spariformes, Sparidae. The transcript has 19 exons.